Adineta ricciae is the source of this 1608-nucleotide messenger RNA. The record is from the annotation of a GenBank genome assembly. NCBI's taxonomy places the organism in Eukaryota, Metazoa, Rotifera, Eurotatoria, Adinetida, Adinetidae.
AUGCCAAGAUGUCAAAUUGUAAACUUCGAAUACAUACAUCGAUAUGGUUCAGAAGCUCGACUAGAUUUUCGAACGAUAUGUAGUAAACCUACAAUUAAAUUCAUUGACAACAAUUGCGUCACAUCGGAAUCUCUUCCCAUUGAUCUGGUUGUGUCCAAACGUAAACGAUCAUCAAACGAGAAUGAGCAAGACUUUUUAAACGAAUCGACGACAAAUCCGAGUUACUACUAUCAUCCACACAGUUCUACAAUCUUCGACGGCCAACCGUCGAUGGCAAGCUAUUCAUUCUCCUCGCCGGGAUACGUUAACAUACCUCCAUACUACAAUACUACACCAAAUGGAUACUCGGGAUUGAAUUUUCAAUAUCCUUUACCUGAAGCGUAUUCAACUCCUGGUGCUGCAUCGGCAACGAGUCUAACAAGUCCAUCGCCGUAUGGUACUCAAUCCACUCUAGAUACAAGUUAUUAUCAUCAAUUUCAACCAUCCCUUGGCUAUCCAUGUUACUCAGCAGCUACCUAUCCAUCACCGUACAAUCUCAAUUCGUCAACAACAUCUCCAAAUCAAUUAACAUCUUCGUUAAAAAACUCUCAAGGAUAUCCAAUUGAAUCCCUUCCACCGACAAUUCUCGAUCAUCCGAAUCAGUAUUCGAAUCCAAGUGUACUUUCAUCUCCCAACUCUCCAUCACCUUCGAUUAAAACGGAAACAAGUGCACGAUCAUCGAAAUCGAAAAAUAAUCGUGGAAGAAAUAAAACUCAACAACAGCAAUCAUCGCCUGAUCCAGAUAAUCAUAUUGAAAGAAUAUUUGUUUGGGAUUUAGAUGAAACAAUUAUUAUCCUACAUUCAUUGUUAACAGGCACAUAUGCUCAACGUUAUCAAAAAGAUGCUCAAGCAGCCAUGGCACUUGGUUUACGUAUUGAAGAUAUCAUUUUUAACUUAGCUGAUGCACAUUUAUUUUUCAACGAUUUGGAAGAAUGCGAUCAAGUUCAUAUCGAUGAUGUUUCAUCCGACGAUAAUGGACAAGAUCUCAGUAAUUACAAUUUCUCUGCGGAUGGUUUUCAUUCAUCAAGCAAUGUUAAUAAUCCAUGUAUCAGUAGUACAGUUCGCGGUGGAGUUGAUUGGAUGCGUAAAUUAGCUUUUCGCUAUCGACGUAUAAAGGAAAUCUACAAUACAUAUCGAAUAAAUCCUCAAAAUUUACUUGGUCAACAAAAACACGAAGAUCUACUUCAAUUGCGUGCUGAUAUUGAGAGUUUAACCGGCUCAUGGCUUUCAUUAGCAAUAAAAGCAUUGAAUAUUAUUAAACAACGAAAAAAUUGUAUCAAUAUUCUUGUUACAACAUGUCAAUUAGUACCAGCGUUGUCGAAAGUUAUUCUAUACGGACUCGGUGGUGUGUUUGAUAUCGAAAAUAUUUAUAGCGCGACUAAAAUUGGCAAAGAAAGUUGUUUCGAACGUAUACACACAAGAUUUGGACGAAAGCCGACCUAUGUGGUCGUUGGCGAUGGUCGAGAUGAAGAAUUAGCUGCUAAACAGCUUUCCUGGCCAUUUUGGCGUGUUAGUGAACAUCAGAAUCUGACCGCACUUAUUCAUGCACUCGAAUGGCAAUUUUUAUAA